AUGCCACGCUUGGAAGAAUCAGAAAUCAAGAAAUACUGGCAAAUAUUCCAGGGCUUGAAGCCAGAAAACAACAAGCUUUCCGGGGAUAAAGUUGCUCCCGUGUUGAAAAACUCGAGAUUGCCCCAGCAGCAGCUUUCAGCGAUAUGGACAUUGAGUGAUAUAGACCAAGAUGGCAGCUUGGACUUUGAAGAGUUCUGCAUUACCAUGCGAUUGAUAUUCGACAUAGUCAAUGGAUCCAUCCCGCUGGUUCCCGAGAGUUUACCCUCGUGGUUGGUUCCAUCUUCCAAGGCAGCGUUGAUCCAAGCUAAUCAAGCGGUGAAUCUGGGGAGAAACUUGGGUAUGGACUAUGACGACGACGAAGACGGCUUGAGUGACGAUUUCGACUGGUACAUCUCGCCUCUGAAUAAAUCAACCUAUGAAACAAUCUACCAAUCUAAAAAUGACCGUUUUGGCCGCAUAAGAUUUGACUCGUUGAAUUCGCUUUACUCCACUUUGAACAAUGUCCCCACGAGUGAAAUCUCGUCGGCCUGGAACUUGGUCAACCCCAAAUCGUUUGAAACGAUAGAUAAGGACCAAACGAUUGUCUUUUUACACAUCUUGAAUCAAAGGGAAAAUGGCAAGAGAAUACCUCGAGGCGUCCCGGCUACUUUGAGAGCGACUUUCUCGAAAGAGAUUCCCAAUUACGAUUUGGACGCACAGGCCAAAGUCCAGCCAACAACACUGACGCAAGCUUCAAAGAGAGCAUUUGCUGAAAGCCACUUGAGCAAAUUGGGAUACCAGAAUGGGGGGAUAGGAAUAGGCGGAGGAGCUGGUGCUGGUGCUGCGAGUGAAAAGGGAACUGAUUUCUCUGCUACUCAAGGUACCGAUUGGGAAGAAGUUCGAUUGAGGCGAGAAUUGACCGAUUUGGAGAAUUUAUUGGAAAAAGUUCAGAACCGAUCUGACUCGGAUAAGAAGUUAGAUGAUGAGCAGCGAAUGGUUAAAUAUGAGUUUGAGCAACUACUCAAAUACAAACAAGAGCAAUAUGACAAGCAAAAAGGAGGUUCCGGCAGUGAUGGUGAUUUGAAAUUAGUAGAAAGCGAUAUUAAUGAUUUGGAAAACCAAGCGAAAUCAUUAGAGGAGUAUUUGCAAACUCGAAACCAAGAGUUGGAUAGAAUAAACCAGCAAAUUGCAUCAUUACUGAACCAUUGA
This is a messenger RNA of Lodderomyces beijingensis, 1188 nucleotides long. NCBI's taxonomy places the organism in Eukaryota, Fungi, Ascomycota, Pichiomycetes, Serinales, Debaryomycetaceae. The record is from the annotation of a GenBank genome assembly.